Molecule: messenger RNA, 862 nt
Organism: Closterium sp. NIES-67
Lineage: Eukaryota; Viridiplantae; Streptophyta; Zygnematophyceae; Desmidiales; Closteriaceae
Source: the annotation of a GenBank genome assembly
GCAUCAACGCCAUGCGCGAGCAGCAGGCGCAGAUUCUGUUCGAUGCCAGCCAAAAGCUCGAAGUGCUUAACUCCCAAUUGGCCCGCAGCAACCGGCUCAAGGAUGAGUUUCUCGCCACCCUGACCCACGAACUACGCACGCCGAUGAACGGCGUGAUCGGUUCCCUGGAACUCAUGCAGACGGUGCCCCUGAGUCACGAUCUGGCCCAAUACCAUCAGACCGCCGCCGGCUCCGCGCGGGACAUGAUGCGCAUGGUCAAUGGCAUCCUCACCCUCACCGAAUUGCAGGCCGGUCGCCUGAGUGCGCAACACCGCGUGUUCAGCCUGCGUGGCGUGCUCAACAGCCUGCGCCAGCAAUUUAAUACCAGCGCCCAGGGCAAGGGCCUGGCGUUUUCCAUCGACGUGGCGGAUGAGCUGCCGGACCGUCUGGAGGGGGAUGUCGACAAGCUUAUUCAGUGCCUGGAUUGCCUGCUGGACAAUGCCUUCAAAUUCACCCACGAAGGUUCGGUACGCCUGCGCGUGGUGGGAGUGCCUCACCGCGACGGCGGCGUGCACCUGAGUUUUAUCGUGACUGACACCGGCAUUGGUUUUGCCUCCCUGGAUGAGGCCACGCUGUAUCAGCGCUUCUUCCAACUGGAUGGAUCGACCACCCGCGAAUACGGCGGGUUGGGCAUCGGUCUGGCGAUCUGCCGGCAAUUGAUCGAACUGAUCGGCGGGCGCCUCACCCAUCAUUCCGAACCCCGCAAGGGCAGUCGCUUCCAGCUCGAAAUGCAGGUGCGCUCGGUUCCGUCCGAAGCCAAGCCGGCGCCGGCCCGGCAACGAGCGCCGCAGGAUUGCGCGUGAAAUCAAAUUGCCUGGUUCGG